UCGGUGAAAAUUGAACUAUAAAAUUAAUAUCAGCAUCACCGUCAACCGCCGAGGUUUUUAGUAACUGUUGAAAUCAUUCAAACAGGGUUUUAUUGUUAUUGGAAUAUCUGGGUUUAGGAGAUUUCUCUUCUUUUACUUCCAUGGCUUUCUGGGGAGUUGAAGUGAAACCCGGAAAACCUUUCACUCAUAUAGCUGACAGUGCAAGAGAUAGACUUCACAUUUCCCAGGCAACUCUUGGGACUGGUACUGCCACUAAGAAAAGUGUAGUUCAGUGUAAUGUGGGAAACAAGAGUCCUGUUUUCCUAUGCUCUUUGUUUCCUGAGAAAGCAGAGUCUUGUCAAUUGAAUUUGGAAUUUCAGGAGGCUAAUGAAGUUGUGUUUUCAGUUAUUGGCCCUCAAAGUGUUCAUCUGACGGGUUACUUUUUGGCUAGUGGUGGUCGGCACUAUAAUCUUAAUGAUGAAUCAGAAUCAUUUGGAGAAGAUAUUGCCAACACUGAAACAGAAAGAUCUAUGGGCAAUAGUGAUGAAGAUAAGUAUGAUGAUAGUUUUAUUGAUGAUAGCGAUCCAAAACUCUUUCCACCCUCUCCUCUUUCCGAUGAUAAAGAAUUUGAGGAGACACCAGACAAUAGAAAACCUAAUGUGAAGGACAGCCAUAGACGACUUAAGAAGAAGUACCAAUUGAGUGAGACUGAUGAUGAUGUUGGCGCUCAAGAACAUAUGAGUGCUAAUGGUACAACAGCACUGGACAAUGAAAGUGAAGAGAUGUUGCCAAUUUCCUCUCUUUGCAAGGGUAGUCCUGCUAUAAGGAGAGGAAAAUUGGAAGCUGAAGAAAAAAAUGUUGAGAGAAAUGGUGAUAACAAUCCUGCUACUAAGAAUGGAAAAUUUGAAGCAGAAGAAAAACCUGACAAUAAAAGCUGUGAGACAAUCAACAGUGAUGCCAAGGAUGAAGAGCCUUGUUUUACUAUAAUGGAAAGAAAAGUUGAUGCUGUUGACAAUGUUGAGUCCAAAAGGCCUAACUCUGGUGAUUCUGUGCUGCCUGCUGUUGAGGCGACCCCUGAAAAUGGUGCAAAGCCAAAGAAGAAAAACAAAGCACGGUCUAAGGAAGGAAAUAUUAAUACAGAUGGUUGCUGUAAUAUCCUUGCCAAGGAUAAAGCCCAGCAAAAUGAUGCAGAAGCUGAAAAAAUGGUUCAAAAUUUGUCUGUGAGAAAUGAAGAAAAUGAAAAGACUUCUAAUUAUGAGAGCAACGCUGCUGAUCUGCCACCUGAUUCCAUGCAACCUUCUACCCAGACAGUUCCUGAAAGUGAUACAAAGCCAAAGAAGAGGAAGAGGAAAGAUCAUGCAGAGAAAAGGUUUGAAGCCAACAGUAAUUUCCAUACCAAUGUUAUCAUAGAGGAUAGUGCCCUGCAAGAUGAGGUGAAGCCCAACAGCAUGGACCGGGAUCUGGCCGUGAGAAAUGAGCAAAAUGAGAAAAAAGCCAAUGAUAAGAUUUUUGACAAUGAUGUUCAAUCAGCUGGUGAACAUCAAUCUGAGGAGAAGAAAAAGAAAAAGAAAAAGAAGAAAAGGAAAGCCAGUGAGGAUGGAAAGAUUAUGAAUAUGGAAACAACUCUGCUACCUAUGGAUGAAAAGAGUGGAUUAGUUACGGAUACUGAAAAGAGUUCAGAUAGCAAGUUAUCUCAGCUGAGGACCUUGUCUAGUGGAGUGGUAAUUGAGGAGCUAGGAAAGGGAAAAUCAGAUGGUAAAGUUGCCACUGCAGGGAAAAGGAUCAGUGUACUUUACACUGGGAAGUUAAAGGAGAGUGGACAAGUGUUUGAUUCCAGUCUUGAUGGCACUCCGUUUAAGUUUCGCUUAGGUGGGAAAGAUGUUUUGGAUGGUUUCAAUGUUGGUCUUGAAGGUAUGCGAGUUGGUGAGAAACGAAGGAUUCAUAUACCACCAUCAAUGGGUUAUGGAACAGAAGGAGAUGGUAAGAAUGUUCCACCAAACGCGGCUCUGGUGUUUGAUGUGCAAUUGGUUAAAGUCCAUAAAUGAUUUUGCUUCAUCGCCUGUGAUACUAUCCAUAUACUAUUGUGGGGUUGAAUUUUGAUUUCCAGUGCAUACUCCCUACCCAUAAUUUUUUUGUCCUGAGAAAGCUUGGUUUCUGUUAAUGCUUGUUAUAGUUGUUUAAUUUGGCUUCAAGACACGUUGAAAAGAAUAGUUCUGAUUUGAGUACCGUUCCCACUCACAAUAGUUAUGUACAAAAAAUUUGUAUCCAUAUUUGUGUAUGUUCAAGUAUACUUAUCUAAGUGGAGCCAAGCCCAUAGUCAACUUGCGCUCCCCUUAAUUCUA
Molecule: messenger RNA, 2321 nt
Organism: Mangifera indica (mango)
Lineage: Eukaryota; Viridiplantae; Streptophyta; Magnoliopsida; Sapindales; Anacardiaceae
Product: peptidyl-prolyl cis-trans isomerase FKBP43-like
Exons: 12
Coding region: 141-2024 (627 amino acids)
Molecular function (GO): peptidyl-prolyl cis-trans isomerase activity
Source: RefSeq, a predicted model, not a curated record